AUGUGCUCACACAGAGAAACAGUGAAAGUGUUCAUAAGACUCGUGAUUCUCCACCAAGGCAAAGAAGACUCGAUCAGAUGUCGCCGUUGCUUCCAACCCCCGCAAGAAACUUGGCCACCCGGUGCAGGAUUCGUCGGUGACUGGGCGAAAAAUGUGUCCACGAUGUCCGGUGGCUCGAGUCCCAAACUGUCCGCGAUAUUUCCUCGGAUGGACAACGGUACGAAGCCGAAAAGCAAGAUCUGCAAGCUGACUUCCACCAAAGCCUCCACGUCCCCCGUAACAGCGAGCUCAAAGAAGUCGCAGAAAUCGAAUUCCGACUCCCCCGCCUCGAGUCCCGCCAAGUCUCACUCCUCCGUGUCCUCGACGUCCCCUCGACGAAUUCCCCCGGGCGCAGAGUCGACCAAGAGGUCCCCGAGAAAGUAUUCUCAGCUGGAGGAUCGACAACAGGCGUCCCCGAAACGUUCACCGCGGAGAUACGUGUCGAUCUUCGAGGAGGAUCUGCAGAUCGAGAUGGGUUUGGGGCUGAGGGUGUCGACGAGCUGCGGGGACGAGCCGGAAAUGUCCUUUCUGGAGUUCGAGUCGCUGUACACGCUGGAGAAGGAGCUGAUGCAACGGCAGGAUGCGGGUCAGUUGGACGAGAAAUGCGUCGGUGGUUGGAUGGGCAGACGCGGUUUGUACACGGAAUUACCUGAUCCGAUGUACCAGCAAGCGAACGCUGCAGCCGCUGCACCGUCGCAGAUACCGAUGGAGGGAUUCAGCUUCGCGCCAGGGUGGUCUCUGAACGUGGAGCACUUCUAUCAGUGGCAGCAUCGGGGCAAGACCACGCAGCAGAUCUACACGGAUUGGGCGAAUUAUUACUUAGAAAAAGGUGGUUGCAAAAGAAGAGUGGCGGAUCUUCAAUCUGAUCUGUGCGACGGAGUUCUUCUCGCUGACCUGGUCGAGGCAGUCACCAAUCAGAAGGUGAUUGACGUUAACCGAAAGCCCAGAAACGCCCAACAAAUGGUCGAGAACGUGAGCCUGUGCGUAGGAGCACUCCGGGCUCUGGGGGCGGACGUGGGCUCCGUAAAUCCCGGCGAAUUGGCAGCGGGAUCAACCCUGUGGCCGGUUCUCGCCCUUCUUUUCGCCCUCUCGCGAUACAAGCAAAGAGCAAAACAGCUUCAAGAUAUGCCUAGAUUGCCGUCUCCGUACAAUAAGCAGUCGGCCGUCGGUGGGGCAGGUGGCGGACCCGGCGGUGGAACCAGUAUACCUUUACCUGCCACCGUAGCUGCCACCAGGAGGUGUCCCCCGGAUAAAGUUAGGCCAGCACCAACACCGACCCAUCAAUCGCAGCUCGGCGGUCUGAAACACGGAAACGGUGGCAUCGGAAGUGCUAACAGUUCCAGAAGCACCAGUCCAAGUCAACAACAGACGCUCCAAGGCGGGCUGUCCUUCAUACCUCAGCCCAGAAAUCAGAAUUCAACUAACAGACAGCCUGCAGCCACUACUCCGAGCCCCCGGGCGUCGACGGUGGGAAAAUCCGGCGGGACGAGAGCCACGCAACCUUCGCCGUACACGGCCGCGGGACCGCCGAUCCAGCAGAACAAGAACUCUGUCCUGGACAAAUUCAAGCUAUUCAACAACAAAGAGAAGAACCAGGACCGCGGCAAAGCGUCGUCGGGCGUAUCGAAACGCACGUCCAGCUCCUCCGGGUUCUCGUCGGCCAAGUCGGAGCACUCGGACAGUUCGACGUCGUUGUGCGACCAGAGCAGAGUUCAGGUGGAGUCGCCGAAGAGCCGCGCAUUGAAGUCGAAGCUGCAGUCGACCAAGCCGGCGAAACAGGCGAGCCCGAAGACCGUGAGGAAGGAGCAGAGCAAGGCGCAAAGCAAAAUCGCCCGAACGAAGACCGCCACCGACAAGUUGGUUUGCUACAAUCCGCCCUUGGAAGAUGUCAAGUCAGCCAGCAAAGUCGGCGGCGUGGUUACGAAGCUGGCUGCGGACAAGAAGGCCGGGAAUCUGCAGGAUCUGCUGAAGCAACAGCCGGUGGGCCAGCUGCAGAAGCCGAAUCCGCCGUCGCUGACGCCUUCCAAGCAGAUCGAGACGAAGAACGUGGCUGGUCCGAAGAGCGAGUCGAUGCAGCAGUCGCCCAGACCGAAGAUGGAGCUGCCGGGGAAGAUGACGGACGCGAAGAUCCACCUGCAGAACAUGAAGAUUCUACCGAACGGGCUGAACAAGGACCUGCUGGCUCAGAAAGGACUGGCUGGUAACACGAACGGGAUGAUCAAGUCGGAUCAGGAAGAGGCUCAUGAGCACAACAUCGAUCACACGUUGUGUAUGAACCAGGCGAAUCUGUUGGAGGAGAAGUCGUCGAUUGGUAGGCAGAAGACGAUCGUCGAGAAUGUACAGUCGAACAAUCAGUUGGGGGAAGCUGCGUCCAAGAAUAAAAAUGUCGCGAAAGCCAAGGUUUCGAACGAACUGCAGGAGAUGGGAAGCUUGAACGAGAAGCAAACGCCUGGGUCUUCCGUGAACAGUCCCGAAGCGAUGGAUGGGAAGAUGAACGUCCUUCAGGAUGGCUCCAUGACGAGUUAUGGGAACUCUGUUUCUCCGCAGAGUCAGAUCUCGAACGGGGUGAAUUUCGGACAGUGCAAGCAACAACUUCCAGGGAUCAACAGCCCGUUGCAAGGCUCGACGAUCGCCGCUUCCGGGAUCAGUCCUGGUUCCAGCAUUCCGAAGCCCACGGCCUUGGUGAAAGGCACUUCGAAACCACCGAAGGAAAACAACAUACCGGGCGUACCGACGCCCACGAAAUUGAAGGCAGACGUUUUGCAUCGCAAGCUCGAUCCCAGCACGGUUGCAAUGGUGUCACCGAUGCCAAGUAUUUCGGAUCUGAUGUCCGAGAGCUCGCACAGCAAUUCGAACAGCACCGGUCAGAGCAACUCCAGCGACAGUAGCGUUAUUUAUAGGCCGAGCAGUGAGAGUGGCAGUGAGAUCAAAACUAUACCCAAUAGAAAAAUUGACACGACCUUCGAACAAAUGGAGAAGGUCCUGUCUGAAAGUUCAACUUGCGCUGGGGGUUCCAUAGCCGACGACGAGGCUGAAAUGACAGUGAAGCCUAUGCAACCUCUGCUCCGCGGGUACACGCCCGGUGCAAGGGGCCUGCAAACCUUGCCAAGCAGGACGACCGCGAGACAGUACACGAUCCUUCAUUCUUCUUCCCAUCAUCAUGUCGGUCACGAUUACGCGGACAUCGACGUCGCCUCCGGCUACCUAAGCGACGGAGAGGUUCUUCGCGGCGGCAUGAGCGUCGGUAGCAGAACACUGUCCGACUUGUGCGACGGUUACAUGUCCGAGGGCGGUGCUUCCUUAUACGCGCGCAGAAUCAAUCCUUCUUACGGCCACGAUCACGAGAGAUACGUGGGCGGUUCGAGGCGAGAGUUGUCAGGGGUGAAGGAACUGGUGACCUCGAGGAGGGUGCAGAAGAGACCCUCCGCGAACGUUGUAAGGUCGGAUGGAGGUUGCAUCGGGGGCAGUCCAGGAAGCGGCGGCGUCAUUGCAGGCGGCUUGCUAGGCGGUUGCAGUGGUGGCAACGACGCCUUAGCAGAGUUAACCAUCGAGGACCUGGCAUCUCUUCCCGCCGGAAAUCACACCUCCGCCAAUCACACGGGCCAUUCCUCUCAUCAUAAGAGGGUGCCGGGUGGUGGCGGCGUGAUUGUGGGGGGUGGCGGUAGUUCGGCCACCCCCCAAGGUGCACAACAGGCCAGCAACCUGGUGUACCGCGUGGUGAGCUCGAGGCAUCCUGGCGGCGGUCAUCAUCCGCACGUGAAGAAGUCGGACAGCUCGCAGCAGACGGACAACUCGGCGUUCAAGCAUCAGCAACAGCAACAGCAGGGCUCGAACAGCUCGGCGAACAGCAGCUCGAACAGCCAGCAAUGGAAGAAAUACAUCGAGGCUGGAGCUGCGAGGGAUCGGGAGAGAGACAAGGAGGGUGCACCCCCGAGUCCUAGUCCCUCCAGGCGAUCCCAGGAUAAACAUCGGAAACAGGCCAUGGCCGAAUAUGCGAACGGGGAAAAACCUCAGAAAGUGUCAUCGGGAACGUCGACCAGCGGCAGCAGCAAAGUUAGGGGAGUGCCGCAGAGUUUUGGAUACGUGAAGAGACACAGCGCGGGGACCAGUCCCAGCCCCAACGGGGUCCAAAAUGGAGGCAAAGAUGCUACGAGAACGGCACAAGUCAGCGCUGUCCCAAGAACAAAGGUUAAAGUGUCAGGUGGUACUCAGACAUGCACCACAGAGCUCCAGGCCAAUUCCUCCUCGUCGAGUCAAGGGCACCAUUACAAGAGCUACAGUCUCACGGGUCCUAGUGCCAGUCAACUGUCACAGUCGGUACGAGAUCGCCUUAUGCUCGGAUCGCAGAGCUUGCCGAAGCCUGGUAGCCCGGAAUUCACAGCGUUGUUUGCAUCUGCCCAUCAUCGAGAAAGAGGACCCGGCGCUGGACCAACCAGCACCUCCUUCUCCCCGCGAGUACUCAAACCGUCGGAUGGAAGUCUGAGCGACACGUGCAGCAACUAUGCAGCGCCCGAUCUUCAAGGAUAUUACACUCCCAAUAGUCCGUACACUACGUCCUGGAUGAGACACAGCAAUACCUAUACACCCAGUGGACGUUCUCAAGGAAUGGGUUUAUGCGAGGCGGACAGCGUGGAGUCGCUGGGUUCCCAUCGUGCGAGCUUAACUCAUGCUCGUUUGUUGAUGCAUCAAAGGGACUCGACCGGAUCGCCAGCCCCGCCGCGACUGAACAGAAGCAAUUCCAUUAGCCAUCUGCGGGACAGGACAUUCCCAAGAUCCACGAAAAGCGAAAAAAUGUAUCCGUCAAUGUUAGCUAGAGGAAGCGGGGCCUCGUCUUCCGUCGGCGAGGAGGUCGGAGUCGGGAUAGGAAUGGGUGUCGGUGUCGAACCCUAUUAUAGCGUUCCUGUUGGAUCUACCGGGUGUACGGGACAGCACUGGUCUCAGCCAACGUCUCCAACGCCCACGCACACUUCGCGACAACCGCCUAAUCUUUACCAACACGUGCACAAGGACGACGACAUUCAUGGUUCUUCGGUAUCUUUGGUAUCGACGGCGAGCAGUCUGUACAGUUCAGCCGAGGAGAAACAAGCGCACGAGCUGAGGAAAUUACGACGCGAGCUCCUGGACGCCCAAGAAAAAGUCCAUUCGUUGACUAGCCAGCUAUCGACAAACGCCCACGUGGUGUCAGCUUUCGAGCAAUCGCUGUCCAACAUGACGCAACGGCUGCAACAGCUCACAGCAACGGCUGAAAAGAAAGAUUCCGAGCUUCAGGAGCUACGAGAAACGAUCGAAAGACUCCGCAAACAAAGCGCCGAGGCUGGCCUAAACAGCGCUCCAACAGCGAACAACGGUCGCCGCCACACUCUCGGGGACUCCGAUUCUGGGACGACGGGAUGCACCGGGAACAGCAAUUACCACCAAGGUGCCUCGAUGGCGAGGCAGUUGUCCGCGGACAGCGUCACCUCGUUGAAUUCACUGAGCAGCGCCUGCUCGGCCAGCAGCCACCACAAGAAGAAGGGUUGGCUUCGCAGCUCGUUCUCGAAAGCGUUCUCCAGGUCGCGGAAGAACAGACACGGCUCGGUCUCCGACGCUGAGGAUUGCAAGGAGAGCACCGGCGGGGAUCUGAGCGCCCCAAACAGCCCUAGACUGCCCACCGCCUCUAAACACGAGUCCUCCAGAGGCCAGGGCACCAGAAGCAACGGGCAAAAGUCUCCGGAGGUCGAGAACUCUCUGACCGGGAGCAAGAGCAGCUCUGCUCUCUACAAAAAGGAAGACGAGGAUGUGGUCGAGCUGAAGAAACAACUCAGGGAAAAGGACCUCGUGUUGACGGACAUCAGACUCGAGGCUCUUUCUUCAGCGCAUCAGCUGGAGUCUCUCAAAGACACGGUUAUCAAGAUGAGGAACGAGAUGCUCAAUCUGAAACAGAAUAACGAGCGUCUCCAGAGAUUGGUAACAUCGAAAUCGUUGACAUCCUCCCAAUCGUCGCUGCCCAGCGAUCCGGACAGACGAUUCAGCAUGACGGAAGUGGCGUCCACGGUUGCUGCGCUUUCGAACGGCGACACCAACUCAACGGCGGAUCAAUUAGAGAAUCUGAACGUGCCGGAACACUCGGUGGUGCCAUCCGCCAACUCGACCACGGGGGAGCCAGCAAUGGAGCAAGACACGGACGGGAAACGAAUCAACGUGGCUAUCUACCUGGGCAGCGAGAAGAACUUCAACUAUAAUCUCGUGACCGGAAGCACUUCCGAUGGCAGCAUCGGCGAGCCGCCCCACUGUAUCAUCGCGAACGUCUGCAUCAGCAACAAGACCACCUGGGACUCCCUAGACUCCACCGUGAGACGUUGCUUCAAAGAGUACGUCACGAGAGUGGAUCCUGUAACGAACUUGGGCUUGGGUGUCGAAUGUGUCGCCGCUUAUCACCUUGGUGAAUCUUCUAGGUGUACCACGGAUUCCCAGCAUCCAGAGUUGUUACCCUGUGGAUACUUAAUAGGCCACGUGAAAACUAUUUAUCUGGUGCUUUCCGGUUACUCGUGGCUCGCCGUGGACACUCUGAUACCGCGAUCCAUCGUCCAGCGACUGAUUUCACUCCUCACCGAGCAUCGCAGGGUGAUCCUUUGCGGACCGAGCGGUACCGGCAAGAGCUAUCUGGCUGGAAAAUUGGCUCACGCUUUGGUAGACACGGAUAACGACACGAAGGACGCGGCGGCGGUGGCCACGUUCAAUGUCGAUCACAAAUCCAGCAAAGAACUCAGGCAGUAUCUCGCGCACAUCGCCGAAAGAUGCGACUCGAACGCAGCCGACGAGCUACCGAGGGUAAUCAUUCUCGAAAAUUUGCAACACGCUGCGUCGUUGGGAGAAUUGUUCAGUGGCCUCCUCGGUACUAGGCACUCGUCUUGCCCGGCUAUUAUCGGCACAAUGAGUCAGGCUACUUGUAGCACAACGAAUCUUCAGUUACAUCAUAACUUCAGGUGGGUGCUAUGUGCUAACCACAUGGAACCGGUUAAAGGGUUCUUAGGCCGUUAUCUCAGGCGGAAACUGCUGGAACACGAACUACGGGAGUGCGGCGGGACCAGGAAUGCAGAAAUGGCGGCCGUCGUCGAGUGGCUGCCACGGAUUUGGUUACAUCUCAACAAGUUCCUAGAAACUCACAGUAGCUCCGACGUGACCAUAGGACCACGACUGUUCCUGUCCUGUCCAAUGGAGGUGACGGGUUCUCAAGUAUGGUUCACCGACUUGUGGAACUACUCGGUGAUACCGUAUCUGGUCGAGGCGGUCAGAGAAGGAUUAACGCUUUACGGCAGACGCGUCAGUGGAAAUGGUAACGGUGAUUCCUCAUGGGAAGACCCGGCCCAGUUUAUCGUUUCGAGUUAUCCGUGGAUUUCUACUCACGCUGUUCACGGUGGCAGCGACGCUCUUCUUCGUUUACGACCCGAGGACGUCGGUUACGACGUUGUUACGUCCGGGCACACAUCCGGAGUCGGUGCAUCGAGUGUGAAAAGCCUUGGCAGCACGCACAGCGACACCGAAGGAGACCCACUACUGAACAUGUUAAUGAGACUACAGGAAGCAGCUAAUUAUUCGAGCCCUCACAGUAACGACAGCGACUCGGUGACCUCCCUCGACUCGUCGCACACACGGCACUCGGAAGAUUUGAGUUCGUCGACGUCGUCGUCCAGGGGUGUAGAAUCGGCGCUUUAAUUCGACAAUUCCAUCCGUCGAUGCAAACAAAACAGUCUUGUCAGUAACAUCGAUCGUGCGUCAGGCCAGUUUGUAACAUCCACUUAAAGAGGUAGCAAUUUAUGACUAUUUGAAACGUACAACCGAAUUAGAUGCAUACGAAACAAAAUUUAAGUACGGGGAACGAAUCAAAAGUAAACGUUUUAAUACAUUUAGGAUACGAGUACAGAUAUUUCUCCUUCUAACUUUUUACGACGAAAUAUAUCAAAGAGGUGUUGGUAAACGAUCGAAGUGUCGAUGAAAACCACGAUGUUCUCGAUAUAAUACGUGAUACGAUACUCUUUACAAAACGCGUCCUUCCAUUUGUUCUUACGGUGAGGCAAUGAUGUGCAUUAAAAGUGAAAGAAAAAAAAACAAUUAGAGAUUAGAAACGUCAAGGAAAAAAAUUUUCAACGCCUACAACUGGCCUAUAUUUAUUCUAGACUUUUACGUGCGUGAAGCACUUCGGUGUGAUAUGUAAUUAAAUAAGUAAGGGACAAGUAAGCAUUAAUGCUACAUACGUUAUUCGUAUAUAACGACGUAAACGCGUACGUCACCACGCGAUGCAAUAAUCCACGCUGCCGUUACGGAAGUACGAGUCUAUUUUAAACAAAUGCAAUUUCUACGAUCAAAUCAAGUACGAUCCAACUGUAAGUGUAGCUUAAUACGAAUCUACUCGAGAAAAUAUUUGGAUGAAAUAUACAGUAUUAACGUAGGGCGUUAAAACAAACGGCUUCGAACUGAGCCACGGUUUAGGAUCGGGGAACCGCCAUUCCUCUCGUCCACUACUUUCAGGUAAUAGCUUAUCUUACUCGAUAGACAGAUCUCAUGGACGAACAGCUCAACAGAGUGUAUUGUCUCGCCUUCAGGAAUGCAGCGCAGUUCGAAGUGAGCACUGAUGAUGGGUGUGCGUGCGAAAAUAGUCUAUUUAUACAUACUUUGCUACGAAAGCUCUAUUUAAUUAAAGAAUGUUAAUAUAAUAAUAUAUAGAUAUGUGUGUAUACGUAUGUAUGUCGCGUCCCUAGACUGCGACUAUUUUUCUCUAGGUCGCGUGAGAACGGAAGCAAAAGGCGGGAGGUAUGAACGCACAGACGCCAGAUAACAGAUAACAGAUAACAGAUAACGAAAGGUUUAUUUUUACAAACACAACAAUGCCUAACGAGUAACGAACAACAAUUGAACGUGCAACAAAUCACGAACAACGAAUAACAAUAACGGAUAAACGGAAAACAGUGAAACAGUGUUUCGCGACACGUGACGUACUCGGAAUAAUUCGAUUAACAAUUGCAAAACUAACGGACGCGGCUUCUGUUUGCAAACGUUCGCUUCAUCGCCAGCGCGAAAAGAGGGCGCGACCGUAGCUCCUGCUUCCGGCUCCGCGGCCGCGAUGGUGUCGCCACAUAUAUUAUAUACGCAAAUAUAAAUGUAUACACAUAUAUGUAUAUAUAUAUAUAUACACACAACCUAACGAUGACGGCGCUAAGUGUAUGUUACGGAUAAAGUUUAUAAUUAGCCAGUAAGAUAUGUGAGUAAUUCUGGUCAUGUAACAUUGUAAAUACAAAAUACGAUUGGGAUGUACGAUGACGCUAGAUGCAGAUUUGAUUCGAAGUCCCAUGGUAGCCUGCGAGAUCUUUUCCGACAAUGGCGCGUGUAAAGUGUAA
Molecule: messenger RNA, 9413 nt
Organism: Colletes gigas
Lineage: Eukaryota; Metazoa; Arthropoda; Insecta; Hymenoptera; Colletidae
Gene: sick
Product: neuron navigator 3
Exons: 24
Coding region: 1-7734 (2577 amino acids)
Biological process (GO): neurogenesis; nervous system development
Molecular function (GO): ATP hydrolysis activity; protein binding
Source: RefSeq, a predicted model, not a curated record